UCAGAAUCGCUUGUCAUGCCAUGCGAAAAGGGUGAAGUAUCAUAUAGCCUCAAAGGAGUGUUAUACUCCAGCCAGCAACACUUUUCUGCACACCUCAUCAACGAUGAGACUGUGUGGAAAUACGACGGUCAACAAAAUAACGGAAGUCCGCAGGAAGAGAAUACAUCUGCGACAGACAUGAGGAAUCUGUCAGGGCGCCCUGCAAUUGUGUACAUCUAUGCA
Messenger RNA from Suillus subalutaceus, 222 nucleotides. RefSeq lists its product as uncharacterized. Lineage: Eukaryota; Fungi; Basidiomycota; Agaricomycetes; Boletales; Suillaceae. The transcript has a single exon. The record is from RefSeq and is a predicted model, not a curated record. The annotation marks the transcript as partial.